Messenger RNA from Poecilia latipinna (sailfin molly), 2854 nucleotides. It is a transcript of the gene lrrc51, whose product is annotated as leucine rich repeat containing 51. The coding region runs from base 96 to 680 and encodes 194 amino acids. The record is from RefSeq and is a predicted model, not a curated record. Gene Ontology annotation, molecular function: protein binding. NCBI's taxonomy places the organism in Eukaryota, Metazoa, Chordata, Actinopteri, Cyprinodontiformes, Poeciliidae. The transcript has 5 exons.
CUUGGAAUCAGAUUGUUGUGUGUAAAGACUGCUGCUGCAAAGAAGAGCCCCUCCGAAAAAUUUGAACAUCUAUUGUACGGUUGUUGAAAGUGUUCAUGGAUAAGACUAUGUGUGGAGCUCCGGUGGAUUUAUCUUUCAGAAGUCUCAGCAGAUUGACAGGUUUUGAUCGUCAUCAUGGUUUCUCUAAAUAUGCUUGGACAGAGACUCCUCGCAGCAGUCUCCGACCUUUAAAAAAAAAUCCAGAAAGCAAAUAUCUUAGCCGCGCCCUCCGUCUCAGUAACAACAGCAUUAUGGACCUGUGUGACCUCCAUCAGACAGUGAGCCACUUCCUGGCUGAACCCUCAAGUCUCGCCUGGCUGGAUCUCUCCUUCAACAAACUCUCACAUAUAGACAAGGUUUUGUGCGAGUUGCAUGGACUCCGUGUGUUAUAUCUUCAUGGGAACAAUAUUUCUACUCUGUCAGAGGUGGACAGGUUGGCUGUGCUCCCCCAUCUUCACUCCGUCACUCUACAUGGAAACCCUAUAGAGACAAACAAGACUUACAGGAAUCGUGUGAUUUCUGCAUUGCCACAGUUAAAGACGAUGGACUUCAGUGCCGUGACACAGCAGGAGCGAGUCCUGGCAAAGCUGUGGCAUCAAAGCAACUCCCGCUGCAGAAGCAGCAGGAAGAGCCUUCACUGAAUGCUAGUGUGUGAGAAUCACAACUCGAUUCAAAAGCUUCACUGCAAGAAAACAGAUUUUUAAAUAUGCACGUUUGCCACCAGUAUUUGAACUGAAAUUAGUGUUGUUAUAAUUAUUUUUUGCAAUUUAAUGUCACAAUUUGAUGUUUCUGUGCUGGAAAUAGAAAAAUAAAUAACUGAAAUUUAGUUUUUUUGUUGUUUGAGAACAUCAGUGAAACCUACUUGUUUCACAUUUUAGCCCGUAUUAACUAGCAAUUUUUCAAAUCUAAUCAUGGCAUGGAAUAUAAGUUUAGAAAAUUAUGAAGUUUAAGUUCAAGCAACUCAAGGUGAUCAAUCAAACGUCUCUGAACUUACAGGUGCAUCUCACCUGUAAGUUGAAUAAUAUUGAACAGUUAUGCUAUGUCAACAAUUCAAAUGUAAACCUGAAAUAUUUAAUGACUUAUUACAUACACAGUGUUACAUUUUUAAGUGUUUAUUUCUAAAAAAAAAUAAAAAAAAAUGAUUAUGGAUUACAAGUAAUGAAACCCCAGCGUUCAGUUCCCCACAUAAUUAAGAGAUCAUGCAAGACCAAUAAAGAUAUAUUACAUAAAAAUAUUAUGUCUGACAAAAUCAUUGGAAAGGCAGCCUGCUUGACAGCAGAGAGUUAUUGAGCCUCUCCACAGUGAGGUUGAAACACAAAGAGCUAAGAGUCACCGCAAGUCAUUUACAGUCCAUGUUCUGGUACAGAACAAUCCGGAACAUGGACUAUGACUUUUGUAUUCCUGGUUUUAAACCCCUGCUGCACCAGAGACAUCAGAAAUAUAUUGCAUGGACUAAGAAGGAAAAGAAGGAAAUUUUUGUUUAGUGGACCAGUUUGCUUGACGGACAAGCAAAUUCUCCUGAUAUAAACUCACAAACAAUCCAUGAGGAAUUAUCGAAGAGACAGAACUUGGGGUUUUUAUUAGCCUUAGGCCAUAAUCAUCAAAUUCUAAAUCCUAGAAAUAUAUCAAUAUAUGUAUACAAUGUCAUAAUUACUUUUUGAAUGACAGAAAUAAAGUAACAUUUCAAUGUUAUGCUACUAUAUGAACCUGUAGAAAUGUUUGAUUCUUGCUGUAAAUUAUCUGUUAAAACUCUGUAACAUCACUAAAUAAACUACUUCUCAGAACAUGUCACUACAAUAAGACACAACUGUUUUCUUGAAACUUUUUAAUGAACUGAUUAAACCAAAAAAAAAAUAUAUAUUUUUAACUUUUUGGUACUAGCCUAGGAUAGUACAAACAUACAGUCUUCCAUGUAUUAUACAUUUAAGUAACAGAAAAAAAAAAUGCCAAGAAUUCAUUGCAUAACAAAAGCUCUAAUCAGUUGUGCGGUAUAAAUAGUCUUGCAGGCUCCCUUUAGCGACUUGAGAUCAUCUCAUGUUGCGCCCUCCCUUAAAGAGCACAUGUACAGUUAGAAACAAAAACAUAAAUAAUCGGCAAAAAGUCUGAGGUUAUUUAAUCUCCUUGGGUAUAUAGAUCAACACUCUUCCAUGCUGCAACAAGUUAGUUUCUGAUUAAUAUGAAAACCCCAAACCGGGAAAAAAAAAAAAAAAAAAAAAAGCUAAGUAAAAAGCUAACAAUCGCAGACCUGAAAAGCAUUUUUGUUUCAUAAAAAACUGUCAUCCCACAGGGCCUUCAUACGAUCCACCAGCUACAGAUGUAGUCGAUCGGAAAAUUCUGUACAAAGGUAACGAUCUUAGGGCGAGCCUUUGCAUCCUCCACAGGCCACUUGCGUCACCCUCGAUUUUCUAACCCUGUCGUUUAAAAUGUUAAGUUCGUGCCCAAUUCAUCAGGAGGACAGGAUUCUUGAACAUCUCCUUCUGUAAACUAGUGCGUUAAGCUCAAACAUUUCAGGAGAUCCAACUAGCCCACGCCUCCGCUUGUGUUUUAAUCCUUAUCCUCCGGAAAUGAACUGGUUAAUCAUGAUAUGGUCAGGUGAAAGACAGAUUAAACCAUCAGGAGCUGAAAUGAAAACUGAAACUAAAGUUGUUUUUUCUUGAUUCAGAAUGACACCAGAUGAGCUGCAUGUAUUCAGCACUCCUGCUGUUCAAUGCAGGGUGAAACAACAGCUUAACUUCUCAGGGGAGAAAUAUGCUAAUUACUCUUUUCAAGCUGGAUUUGACUUUUUUUUUUUUUUUUUUUACUUUUUAGAGAAAAC